UCAUGCGAGUUCCUCACGUGUUUACGUGUUGGUCUCGUGUAGUAGUUAUUUAUAUAUAAAAUAACUACAAAACAAUUCAAAAUGAGUUUAUAUAACUUCAAAAAAAUAGCCGUGGUCCCCACGGCUAAGGACUUUAUUGAUAUUAUUUUAUCGAAAACACAAAGGAAAACACCGACUGUAGUACACAAACACUACAAAAUUACAAGGAUUCGUGCAUUUUAUAUGAGAAAAGUGAAGUUUACACAACAAAACUUUCACGACAGACUUUCGCGCAUUAUUCAGGAAUUUCCAAAACUGGACGAUGUGCAUCCAUUCUAUGCAGAUUUGAUGAACGUCUUGUAUGAUAAGGAUCAUUACAAGCUGGGUUUGGGACAGUUGAACACGGCCAGGCAUCUUAUUGACAAUGUAGCGAAAGACUACGUGCGUCUGCUCAAGUUCGGUGACUCGCUGUACCGCUGCAAGCAGCUGAAGCGUGCGGCGCUCGGUCGCAUGGCCACCAUCAUGAAGAGGCAGGCCGCUAACUUGACGUAUUUGGAACAGGUGCGACAACAUUUAUCCCGUUUGCCGUCAAUCGACCCAUAUACCAGAACUAUCAUCAUUUGCGGCUUCCCCAAUGUUGGAAAGUCCAGUUUUAUCAAUCAGAUAACACGCGCUGAUGUAGAAGUGCAGCCUUACGCGUUUACAACCAAGAGUUUGUACGUCGGACAUACAGAUUAUAAAUAUCUGAGAUGGCAGGUAAUAGACACGCCCGGUAUCCUAGACCACCCGCUAGAAGAGCGCAACGUUAUCGAAAUGCAAGCCGUCACUGCGCUCGCUCAUUUACGAGCAGCCGUUCUAUACUUUAUAGAUCCUUCUGAACAGUGUGGACAUAGUAUUGAGGAGCAGAUAUCACUAUUCGAGAGCAUCAAACCGCUGUUCAGCAACAAGCCACUCAUCGUGGUACUAAAUAAAGUGGACGUAGUGAAGCCGGAGGACUUGCCGGAGGGGAAGAGGCAGUUGAUUGAACAAUUGGAGGAAACAUGCGCUAAGGGGAACAUUGUCAAUGCGGACGGUAACUCAGAACUACGUACAGUGCCUGUGAUGCGUUCUUCCACCCUCACCGGAGAAGGUGUCCAAGAGCUGAAAGUGGAAGCCUGCGAGAGGCUGUUGGGUCACAGGGUCACGGAGAAGAUGAGGACUAAGAAGGUGGACGGUAUACUCAACCGUCUCCACGUGGCUGUACCAACACCAAGAGACGGUAAAGCCCGACCUCCCGUGAUACCUCCCGGGGUGUUGGCGAAGAGGGAGAAGGAGGGGAGGAAACGGAAGUUGGAGAGGGAGAUUGAACUGGAGGAGGGUGAUGAUUAUGUGCUCGAUCUACAAAAGAACUACGCGGACAUACCGGAGGAGGAACGCCACGAUCCGAUACCGGAGUUCUGGGAGGGACACAACAUUGCUGAUUAUAUCGACCCGGAGAUAUUCGAGAAAUUAGCCGAUCUCGAACGUGAGGAGGAACUCCGUGAAGCGGGCGGUAUGUACGCGGUGCCCAAGAUCGAAUUGGACCAGAGCAUGAAGGAGAUCAGGGAACUGGCUAUACAGAUACGCAACAAGAAGGCGGUGCUCAAAGACGAGUCUCGUCUAGUGAAACAGUCCACAAAGCCGGUGAUGCCGAGGACUUCCCGAGCCCGCGACCGCGACCGCUCCACCACGCGUCUGCGCACCGAGAUGGAGAAGCUCGGCGUCGACAUGUCGGACAGUAAGAGCGCCCACUUCGUGACGCGUUCGCGUUCCCGCUCGCACUCCGCGCCGGCGAAGCGAGCGCGUGUCGAGAGUCGCGCGCGCUCCGUGUCCCGACCCGCCAGGGACGAACAGGGCGUCAAGGAUGUGGCCAUGCAAAAGCGCGCCAAGAAAAUGGCGCACAUCGCCAUAUCGAAAAAGACAAAGAAGAUGGGUCUCAAGGGAGAAGCGGACAGGUUCAUUGGGACCAAGAUGCCGAAACAUUUGUUUUCCGGCAAACGUGGGGUUGGCAAGACGGACAGACGUUAAAACUUUAUAUAUUUAUAUAUAUUGGCUUAUAUGUAUGGCAGAUUGUCUUAUGUUAUUUUGGUAUUGUGGAGUCGAUAUGAUGGUGAAAAUUGGGUCUUUACAAAAAUACCAUGCAGUUUUAUUUUUUAAGUAUAAUGUGUACCUAUGAUUUUUAGCGAAAAUACAGUGUUUACUGUAUUUUAUCUUGAUGUAAUACUGCAUACAUUUAUAAAAAUAUAACAAGAUAAUAAUUUGGUUUUUGUCAAGUUAUAAUGUACGUAAUAAUAUUAUAAUAAGAAGCAAACUUUGUUUAUCUUUGUUUUGUCAAGCAGAAGACUUUUUAAGAAAAAGGACCCUAAUUUUUGAGUUUAUAUCAAUGUAUUGUUUCAAAGUUUUAAUAAAAAAACUUGUGCCUAUUUUAUCAAUAUGUGAAGAAAAAAAAAGAGUGUGUGUACUUAUGUACACCCUU
Molecule: messenger RNA, 2473 nt
Organism: Colias croceus (clouded yellow)
Lineage: Eukaryota; Metazoa; Arthropoda; Insecta; Lepidoptera; Pieridae
Gene: Non1
Product: nucleolar GTP-binding protein 1
Exons: 15
Coding region: 82-2025 (647 amino acids)
Biological process (GO): ribosomal large subunit biogenesis
Cellular component (GO): nucleolus
Molecular function (GO): GTP binding; GTPase activity; RNA binding
Source: RefSeq, a predicted model, not a curated record